AACAAACCCAUUUCUUCUUUGGUUACUACAUUCCUACGAAGAACUUGUAGACACAAAUGGCCGGAGAAAAUGACUGGAGGAAAACGGCGGAUACGACGAAGAUGAGCUCGGAGGGAGUGAAAGCCGCAGGGGUUGAAUCAUCGAAGAGGCCCCCAGGGAGUAAUCCUGGUGGUGUUCUCCACCAACGCCGUAAUUUGCCAUACAGUUACACCACCAUGGCUCUAGCUGGAUUAGCUAUCUCAGGUGCUAUCAUGUACACUGUUAUGUACGUUAAGAAGAAACCGGAAGCUAGUGCCACUGAUGUAGCUAAAGCAGCGACAGGUACGGCUAAACCGGAGGAUACCCAUCCAAGAAAGUAAAAGCCUCUAAGAAUCUUAUUUUGUUUACCUUUGUAUUUGUGUUCUAGAUUCUGGUAAUGUUCUUGUCCGAACUUUUAUAUUUUUGUGUAAUCUAAUGACAUAACGAGUUCAACACUAAGUAGUAACCUAUUGAUUUUUAUCUAGUA
Brassica napus (rape) is the source of this 505-nucleotide messenger RNA. RefSeq lists its product as uncharacterized. The transcript has a single exon. The record is from RefSeq and is a predicted model, not a curated record. Lineage: Eukaryota; Viridiplantae; Streptophyta; Magnoliopsida; Brassicales; Brassicaceae. The coding region runs from base 57 to 359 and encodes 100 amino acids.